This is a messenger RNA of Charadrius vociferus (killdeer), 1197 nucleotides long. RefSeq names its product phosphodiesterase 2A, cGMP-stimulated (gene PDE2A). Gene Ontology annotation, molecular function: 3',5'-cyclic-AMP phosphodiesterase activity; protein homodimerization activity; 3',5'-cGMP-stimulated cyclic-nucleotide phosphodiesterase activity. Gene Ontology annotation, biological process: positive regulation of gene expression; cGMP catabolic process; negative regulation of receptor guanylyl cyclase signaling pathway. NCBI's taxonomy places the organism in Eukaryota, Metazoa, Chordata, Aves, Charadriiformes, Charadriidae. Gene Ontology annotation, cellular component: synaptic membrane; cytosol; mitochondrial matrix. The annotation marks the transcript as partial. The record is from RefSeq and is a predicted model, not a curated record. The transcript is spliced from 13 exons.
UCGCUGCUCUACAAGAAGGUGAACGAGGCUCAGUACCGCAGCCACCUGGCCAACGAGAUGAUGAUGUACCACAUGAAGGUGAGUGACGAUGAGUACACCAAGCUGCUGAGUGAGGGCAUCCAGCCCGUGUCGACCAUCGACCCCAACUUCGCCAGCUUCACCUACACGCCGCGCUCGCUGCCCGAGGACGACACCUCCAUGGCCAUCCUGAGCAUGCUGCAAGACAUGAACUUCAUCAACAACUACAAGAUGGACCGCCAGACGCUCACCAGGUUCUGCCUGAUGGUGAAGAAGGGCUACCCCCACCCCCCCUACCACAACUGGAUGCACGCCUUCUCCGUCUCCCACUUCUGCUACCUGCUCUACAAGAACCUGGAGCUCGUCAACUACCUGGAAGACAUCGAGAUCUUUGCCCUCUUCAUCUCCUGCAUGUGCCACGACCUGGACCACAGAGGCACCAAUAACUCCUUCCAGGUGGCCUCGGUGAGCCGAGCCCCGCUCCUGGCCCCGCUGUACAGCUCGGAGGCCUCCGUCAUGGAGAGGCACCACUUCGCCCAAGCCAUCGCCAUCCUCAACAGUCAGGGCUGCAACAUCUUCGACCACUUCUCCCGCAAGGACUACCAGCGUAUGCUGGACCUCAUGAGGGACAUCAUCUUGGCCACCGACCUGGCUCACCACUUGCGCAUCUUCAAGGACCUCCAGAAGAUGGCAGAAGUGGGCUACGACCCCAAGAACAAGCAGCACCGCAGCCUUCUGCUCUGCUUGCUCAUGACCUCCUGCGACCUCUCCGACCAGACCAAGGGCUGGAAGACCACCAGGAAGAUCGCGGAGCUGAUCUACAAGGAGUUCUUCUCCCAGGGUGACCUGGAGAAGGCCAUGGGCAACCGCCCACUGGAGAUGAUGGACCGGGAGAAAGCCUACAUCCCCGAGCUGCAGAUCAGCUUCAUGGAGCACAUCGCCAUGCCCAUCUACAAGUUGCUGCAGGACCUCUUCCCCAAGGCGGCGGAGCUCUACGAGAGGGUGGCCAGCAACCGGGAGCAGUGGACGAAGGUGUCCCACAAAUUCACCAUCCGGGGUUUGCCCAGUAACAACUCCCUGGACUUUCUGGAUGAGGAAUACGACCCGCAAGCUCCCGACCCCCAACUCAACGGCUGCCUGGAGCCCGAUGUGGGGCAGCCCGAGGCGGGGGCCGAGUGA